This is a messenger RNA of Zygotorulaspora mrakii, 2343 nucleotides long. It is a transcript of the gene UME6, whose product is annotated as DNA-binding transcriptional regulator UME6. The record is from RefSeq and is a predicted model, not a curated record. Lineage: Eukaryota; Fungi; Ascomycota; Saccharomycetes; Saccharomycetales; Saccharomycetaceae. The coding region runs from base 1 to 2343 and encodes 780 amino acids. Gene Ontology annotation, biological process: regulation of DNA-templated transcription. The transcript has a single exon. Gene Ontology annotation, molecular function: zinc ion binding; DNA-binding transcription factor activity, RNA polymerase II-specific.
AUGAUGUCAAGCGCUGAUAAGGCUGAGACUAAGAGUAGUGCUCUUGGGAUUGACCGUGAUGUUUCUGCGGUAGAAACUCGGCGCCAAUUUGAUAUGCGUGGGGAAGGUGAUUCGGUGCUAAAAACCGCUUCGAGGGAAGAAGAGAUGAGCUCAAAGGGGGGCUCCCAGGUUUCAAAUCCUCUUAUCCAGUAUAGAAAUACGAACUCCGUGGAUAAGUCCCUCUCUGAGAUGACAAAACCUACUUUUGUGCCUAAUAAUACCCCGGUUCAGAGUCCACUUGGUUCCCCUCAGUUGGAGCAUUCCGCGACGCAAACUACCCAAAUCUUGCACACUGACACCUGUAGUUCAGCUACUAGAGACAGCCUGCUUCGUGACUCGCUGACUUCGACCUCUAGUUUACCAGAAUUACGACCUCCUUCAGUGCAUUUUCCUCAAAUUCGUCUACGCGACGUUCUACGCAACGACGAUAACGGCGGCUGCUUGCCGCCCAAACCAGAAAACGUUGCCGCCUGUGUUGGAGAAAAAGAUCACGUGGUUUCACAUAUACAACAUCAUUCGUCUGGGAUAGUGAAGAACAAAGAUGGAACGGUGAGCGGAAGCUCGUCACAACAGGAUAAUGAUAACUCUCCAAUAGCGAUAAUUAACAGGAGAAAUUUUUUCAACACUUCAGACUCAAGAUCUUCUGGUUCUUUGCAGCCUUUGGGGGCAAGCGGCAGUGGCAACUCACAAUCAUUGGGAGAAAACGUGAAAAAUACGGAACAGAGCAGUCAGGGCAGUGAGAGAGACGUACAAGUCUCAGAACUCAGUGGAAGUCCUUCGAGAAGGGGCUCCGAGCAACAGAAAAAGCGGUUCGGCGAUAGGAGUAGUAGCAGUGGUCAAGAAUGCGGUAUAGCACCAACGAUUUUUUAUUUUGACAAGGAUAGGUCUGUGACGGAUCCGUAUGUAAAGCACGAUCAGGCCAAUGAGAAGAUCAGAAUCUCGUCAUGGAUAAACUCCAAGCAGAAUGCACAGAUAUACUCUCUUAUUGAGAAUAACGGCAACAGCGAAAAGCAUGAAGGUGACUACGAGAACAACAAAAAUGCUAAUAAUCCCAUAACAUGCGAGAAUAAUGAACUAUCCAGAAAUGAUAGAUCAGGUUUUAGCAAUAAUAGAAGACCGUAUUCGUCAGACGGAUUUAUAUCACCACAGCCGCCCAGAUCAGCACUUUCCAUGAGUAGUUCCCUAGGUGGCGGGGCUGAAUUGGAUUUAGCUGACUCAGCAGAUUCUAUUAUUGAUACAAGACGGUUUGGUGAUGUGGCGAUUGAAGGAGAAGAUGAGAAAUUCAUACCACCUCCCCCUCCAAAAUUCAUUAAUUCGAAACUUGAUGGACUAAGAACAAGACUUCUAGUUAAUCCAAGAGCAAAUUCGAAUAAGUUUGAAGACGACAUUGGAACGGCAACUGCUGCUGCUGUACUAUCUAACAUGAGGUCAACCCCUUUGCGAUUUUCAGAUCGGUCUCAAAUGUUCUCACCUAACAAUAACACAAAUAGUAAAGCUACCUACAAUAGUAGUAACACUACUAGUUCAAGUCGACCGGGCUCUUCUUCUUUUUCGUCCGUGAAGAAUUUUCCUAGACCAGUCAUACGAGUACAUCAAAGAGAAAGCCCACUUGAAGACACUGAUGAGAGUGCUAUUCUUGAUGAUAAUGAUGACGAGGAUGAUGACGAGGAAUAUGGUAAUGAAAAAGGAAUAGAAUUGGAAAAUGAUGAAGAAAAAGCUGGUCUUACAAACACUAAAAAAAAUCAAAAAGGAGAUAUCAAAUAUAUCAAUGAUGUCACAAAUUCAUCUAAUGUAAUCAAAAGACAGAAAUUAAAAACAAGUAUCAAAGAAGAAGAUGUAACUAAAGAAGUGACAUGGAAUAAAAAUGGGAAAAGAGUAACUACGCGCAAAUUACUGGAAAGCCCUAAUCGGCGGAGAAGACCCAGAAAUAGAACCAAUAAGGCAAAGGAGUCUAAAGAUGACAACUUUCACUCUGACACUGGAAGAGAUGAUGAGGAUUCCAAAGAAGAAGAAGAAGAUGAAGAAUAUACCGCAAAAACAGAAAGUCAAGGGUGCAAUAAGAAAAAUUCAAUGGGAUCGCGUUCAAGGACAGGGUGUUGGAUAUGCCGUUUAAGAAAGAAAAAAUGUACAGAAGAAAGGCCACAUUGUUUCAAUUGUGAGAGACUGAAUUUAGAAUGUAAUUAUGGUAGUGCAAAACCGGAUUUCAUAUUAGACCCUGCGAAGAAACAGCUUAAAUUGGAGGAAAUUAAAAAGAAAACAAAAGAGGCAAAGCGCAAUGCUAUGAGAAAGAAACCAUUUCGUUGA